Cyclospora cayetanensis is the source of this 2964-nucleotide messenger RNA. RefSeq lists its product as uncharacterized. The coding region runs from base 1 to 2964 and encodes 987 amino acids. Gene Ontology annotation, molecular function: cysteine-type endopeptidase activity. NCBI's taxonomy places the organism in Eukaryota, Apicomplexa, Conoidasida, Eucoccidiorida, Eimeriidae. The transcript is spliced from 14 exons. Gene Ontology annotation, cellular component: lysosome. The record is from RefSeq and is a predicted model, not a curated record.
AUGCAAUGUUUUGCCGCCGCCAUAAGCGGUUCCACCGCUUUUUGCAGCAGUCUGGUGACUCUGCUUGGAGGCUCCUUGCAAGUCUUGACAUUGGGCGUAGCUCUGUUCCUGGUUCGACUCCCUUGGGCAACUGCCGAUCUCCCUCCCCACUGCCUUGCCAAGCACGUAGUGGGCAAGUGGGAAGUUCACGAGGGCCUGUGGCAGCCCUGCCAACACACCGAGGGAGAAUUUAAGGAACUCCACGACCCAACUUGUGGACACGUCACUCCAGACGAACUCGGCACGCAUGAGGAGAAAAACAACAGGGCCUGGUCCCUAGAACACCCUUGUCCCCUCGCGAAUAUUUGUGUUUUUGGGAGUUCUGAUGACUGGUUGUAUCCACAUGUACUUGGGGAAAACAAAGUGUAUCAGCGCCAUAUACAUCAGGAGAAAGAAUACACUCUGACUCCGCCAAACAUCUCCUCGACCUUUAGGGAGUCUCGAGUUUCUGUUUUAACGCUGCGAGCUGAUUUUACUGCGGAGUUCGAUGACGGCUCCUCCGGGUACUGGACGAUGGUUUACGACGAGGGGCUACACGUGGAGGUAACUGCGCCGAAGAGAAUACGUCUCUUUUCUUUUUUCAAGUAUCAAUUUGGCCCUAAGGGAUCGAAUACCGCGUUGAGCUUUUGUCACACCCUCAUGGUCGGGUGGGUUGAGCAUGUACCUUACCAGGAAGCACCAGAGACCCUUAUGGGCAAUUUCCCUCCAACCUAUGGUACGACUGAGAGCAAGGCGCUAGCCACGCCUGAUUGCCUGUUGCGUGCCACCAAACAUACCGUUUCAGAGUUUCCUUCCGUGGCGGAUAUUGCGUCGCUUUUAUCACCGCUUGAAAGCCUUGAUAGCGACGAAUCUCGCAAAAGCUCUGGAAUCCCACGACGGACCUGCUGGUGGGCGACAAAGAUUGGAGAGGAUCUCUCUCGCCCCACAAAUAUUGUGCCAGCCGUGAGAAAGAGCCCAAUCGAGCUGCCGAAUUUGCCCCACAGAAAAGAUCCUGAGAUUUCUCGAGUCACUGUUCGUUCGCGGAUACACUCCAUCUUGCAUGGUGCGUUCACCACAAUCCUUUGCUCUUUUGCUCCAUCGCCGUUCGCCCUCCCCACCUACGCCGAAGAAUUGCUGUCGAGACGCGGUCUCCGUGUCGCUGCAGGUAAGAAGUCUUGGGAGCCAACCGAUGAGGACUACGUGGUGCUAAACGGCAAGCAGCUACGAACGCUCGACGAGCUCAACGAGGAACCAGGAGCCCCCCGUCUAAAGCCAUUAAUCGAACCUUCCGCCUACCUGGCUGUGCUUAGUGCCUUUUCACGCCCCUCAGUACCUGUGGGACCUCCAGGGUCGUCCGCAGACGAACCCAUUUGGAAAGGCAUCAUGGAAUUCGACUGGACAAACCCUGACCAUGUAUUCAUGCGACUCGGCCGUAGACAGAACGUGGUACCGGAUGCUCCCAAUCAAGGCGAUUGCGGCUCCUGUUACGCAAUCACCACCAGCACCAUCUUGACAUCCAGGCUAUGGAUUCGGUACUCAAAUAACGAUGAUAUUUUUGGCAAAGUUCAUGUUAGCGCCUUGCAGGGCACUGCUUGCAAUGUGUACAAUCAGGGGUGCGCCGGAGGCUAUGUAUACUUAGCCCUUAAAUUUGGCCAUGAACAUGCAUUUAGAACUAAGGAAUGUGUUGAUUAUUACGAGAAGUCUAUGAAUCAGCACUUUCCCCCAAAGUUUCAGCAGUGCCACGACCUUGGAGGCCAGUUGGGGACCGCAGUGUACAAUUGUGCAGCGCCUCCUCCACGAAACCGUCUGCCCGAUGCAUGUUCCAUCGAAGUCAGGGUUUCUAAUUGGCAUUACGUCGGCGGUACUUUUGGGUCUUGCUCUGCCGAGGAAAUGCAAAGAGAACUCUGGGAGAGGGGGCCUCUUGCGGUGUCGAUUGAACCCUCAGCUGACUUCACAUCGUACAGCCAAGGUGUUUUCCAGUCGCCGUACGAUUCAAUUGUACAAGAAGGAGAGAACUGGAGCUGGGAGAAGGUGGAUCACGCAGUGGUCAUCGUUGGGUGGGGUUGGGCGAAAGAAGGCGAUGCGUGGCUCCCUUACUGGAAGAUCCGAAACUCAUGGGGGCCCACAUGGGGAGAGGGUGGGUACGCCCGAGUCGUUAGAGGGAUUAAUGAAAUGGCGAUCGAGAGAGUUGCAGUUUCCGCAGAUGUCCUACUCUACAAGAACGGCCAGGCCGUCUUCCCGCAGCCCAGUUCCACCGCAAUGCAAGUGAGUGCCUCUUCGACAGCUUCCGACGAAGAGGCGGAAGAAGAGCACCAAAUGCUCAAGGAAGCCGUACAAGGGCAGCAGCUUACCAAGUCUUUCAGGCAGGACGCAGAAGGCCCAUCCUUGUUAUACAAGGCCGUAGCAAAGGCUCUGCAUGUCCCUGGACCGCUGAAUCUUUCAGAGAAUGCAAAAAGCCCUACCGGUGACAAAAGCCUCCGUCCUAUUCAAAAGCAUGAAUCGGGAACAGGGCCCGAAUGUGAAGGCUCUAUGCUCCAUUACAGCGACUGUGCUCCUCAUGCCAGUCACGCGUCAUACCAAGAAUGGAGCGCAACAGACGGAAAGAACAUCUGGGCCGCCCGAACGAUCCUAUACGCCGGCCCUGGCAAUGCAACACUACCUAUAUAUGAGGCAGCGGUGGGCCACAUUGUUGCUCCACCCCAGACACAAAACUACCCAGGGAAGAAUUGUUUUUCGCGGGCGUCGUUCGAAAGACCUUUAUAUCGUAACUUCCGGCUCGCUUGUUGUUUAAAGCUUGAAAUUGGUGAGUGUAAUGAGCACAGUGCCUCUAAAGUUCCUAGUGUAUACGAAUAUAACAAUGGGAUUGUAAAAUACAACACCGAGAAGAAUCUAGUCCUGUCAUGGCCCAAACAAGGAAAGGGGCCUAACGGUCAGGGGGCCCCCUAG